UCAGCACGAGGGGGCGGAGCUCCCCGGGGCACGGCGCGGAGCCGGGGGCCGACAGUCAAGGGUCCUGCGGGGCCGGGCUCCCCGCUCCGCUGCCCUCUGCCGAAAAGACGGUAAGGACGCUUUUCAGGAAGAAGUGGGCGGCUGGGAGCUCGCUCUGGGCUGUUGACUGUUUUCAUCUGUCGCCCCGCGAAGUGCAGGAGAGCGCCGGGGGGGGACUUCCAAGCGCGGCGCUGCAUUGCAUGCUGGGGCUUGUAGUCCUGCUAUGGAGUCCUGAAAGGUUAAGCACCGUGCACGGCCAAGCGGGGUAUUACCCCAUCAAUAGCUUGUAUAUCCCGUAAAAGACCAUAAUUUAUCCUUCAAAAAUCCUCCCGUUUUCUAUCUUAACGAGCCACAAUUUUAAGAGGUAGCUCCAGCCCUCUCGUUCUGCGGAGGAAGGGACGCCUGGCAGCCUACGGAGCUGCCAGGACCUACCCGUCCCGUCAUCCCCCGCGCCAAGAUGUCGGCGGCGAUCGCCGCGCUCGCUUCCUACGGCGGGUCCGACUCGGAGCCCGACUCGGAACCCGAGACCGAAGGCGGCUCCCAGCGCUCCGCCGCCGUGCUCGCCAGCCGCGAUGCCGUGCUGCACCUCCGGCCGCCGCCCGCCGCGCCCCCGGCCCUGCCCGUCGAUGCGGCCCCGGAAGUAGCCGUGAAGGAAGAUGUGGAAACAGGAGUCCACCUUGAUCCUGCUAUCAAGGAAGUUCAGUACAAUCCCACUUAUGAAACGAUGUUUGCACCUGAGUUUGGACCAGAAAACCCAUUUAGGACUCAGCAAAUGGCUGCACCUAGAAACAUGCUUUCUGGAUAUGCAGAACCAGCUCACAUCAAUGAUUUCAUGUUUGAACAACAAAGACGAACAUUUGCAACCUAUGGUUAUGCAUUAGAUCCCUCUGUAGAUAACCCUGAAGCUGCUACCAAAUAUAUUGGUUCUGUGGAAGAAGCUGAAAAAAAUCAAGGUUUAACAGUGUUUGAAACAGGACAAAAGAAAAUUGAAAAAAGGAAGAAAUUCAAGGAGAAUGAUGCAUCUAAUAUUGAUGGUUUCCUGGGACCAUGGGCAAAAUAUGUUGAUGAAAAAGAAGUAGCCAAACCUUCAGAAGAAGAGCAGAAGGAGUUGGAUGAAAUAACAGCUAAGAGGCAGAAGAGAGGAAAACUAGAAGAUGAUAAACCUGGAGAGGAGAAGACUAUAUUACAUGUUAAAGAAAUGUAUGACUAUCAGGGGAGAUCUUAUCUUCAUGUCCCUCAAGAUGUUGGAGUUAAUCUCCGUUCUACAGUACCGCCUGAGAAGUGCUAUCUUCCAAAAAAACAAAUCCAUGUGUGGUCCGGGCAUACAAAGGGUGUCAGUGCAGUCAGAUUGUUUCCUCUGUCUGGGCAUAUACUGUUGUCUUGCUCUAUGGAUUGCAAAAUUAAGCUAUGGGAAGUAUAUGGUGAUCGAAGAUGUCUACGAACAUUUAUUGGACACAGUAAAGCUGUUCGAGACAUCUGUUUUAACAAUGCAGGCACUCAGUUCCUUAGUGCUGCAUAUGACCGCUAUCUAAAACUCUGGGACACUGAGACAGGGCAAUGUAUUUCAAGAUUCACCAACAGGAAGGUUCCUUAUUGUGUCAAGUUCAAUCCUGAUGAAGAUAAACAAAAUCUCUUUGUUGCAGGGAUGUCAGAUAAGAAAAUUGUACAGUGGGAUAUUCGAAGUGGUGAGAUUGUGCAGGAAUACGAUAGGCAUUUGGGAGCUGUCAACACCAUUGUGUUUGUGGAUGAAAAUAGAAGGUUUGUGAGUACAUCUGAUGACAAGAGUUUAAGAGUCUGGGAAUGGGACAUUCCUGUAGACUUCAAGUACAUAGCUGAGCCAAGUAUGCAUUCCAUGCCAGCCGUGACUUUGUCUCCAAAUGGGAAAUGGUUGGCUUGCCAGUCAAUGGAUAACCAAAUCUUGAUUUUUGGAGCUCAGAACAGAUUCAGAUUAAACAAAAAGAAAAUUUUCAAAGGUCACAUGGUAGCUGGCUAUGCUUGUCAAGUGGAUUUUUCACCUGAUAUGAGCUAUGUGAUAUCUGGAGAUGCAGAUGGGAAACUAAACAUCUGGGACUGGAAGACCACAAAACUCUACAGCAGGUUAAAAGCGCAUGACAAAGUGUGUAUCGGUGCAGUGUGGCAUCCACACGAAACAUCCAAAGUCAUUACGUGCGGCUGGGAUGGUCUGAUUAAACUAUGGGACUAAAGAGGAUGCUACAGAGACCUCAAGAUGCAAGAUCUGAGAUUAGGGUGCAUUCUGCUGUAAGGAUGGGUAGACAUUUGUGAUACUGCAGUUCUCAGCUCACUGUAUAUGCGCAGUAAACACCAGGAAAUUCAGAAGACUCCAGUGAAAGGAUAUAGUUCUAAAUAUGGCAUCUGGGAAUGAGAAGCUAAGCUGAGGUCAUCGUCUCAAGCAUGCAGAAUCAUGUGCCAGUUUGUCUUGCCUCUGCUUGUGCAAAACACUCUUGUAAAAUAAAAUAAUUUUGAGAAAAGAUAUUUUUGUGGUUCUGGCUGUCAGAUAAAGAGAAAACCAGCAAUUGUGUAACUUUCUUCCUAAGAAGAAAUCUUUGGUACCUACUGCAGUAGAGCUGGGAAAGAUAAGCACAAAUCCACUUGCUGAAAUCUGCCAAUUCACAGUAGAAAUGAAGAAUUGGAAGCUAGCAGUUGUCAGGUGAAUGCUAUCAACUGAAGAUGCCAUUCAUAGUCUUAGUUUCUAUCUGUACACUCAUUAGGAUCACUCACUUUCACCUUUGCAAGUAGUCUUCAUUUUCAGGGUUUUCCUCGUAAUGGUUGUGUGCUGUGUGUUGGUUUUUUGUCUUCCCAUAUGCUAUUCUGUUCCAAUAAGCAUGACAUAUUAAAAAAAAAAGUGAAUGUCUCUUGUUCUUUUUGGAAUAGUUUGUAUUAUAAGCCCCAUGAAGGUUUUGACAAUUUAAUGUAUAUACAUGUUAUACUUUUUCUCUUUAAAGAACUUAUUUUUAAUAAAUCUUUUUGUAAAAA
Hirundo rustica (Barn swallow) is the source of this 3033-nucleotide messenger RNA. RefSeq names its product cell division cycle 40 (gene CDC40). The coding region runs from base 497 to 2242 and encodes 581 amino acids. Gene Ontology annotation, biological process: mRNA splicing, via spliceosome. NCBI's taxonomy places the organism in Eukaryota, Metazoa, Chordata, Aves, Passeriformes, Hirundinidae. The record is from RefSeq and is a predicted model, not a curated record. Gene Ontology annotation, molecular function: protein binding; mRNA binding. The transcript has 15 exons. Gene Ontology annotation, cellular component: catalytic step 2 spliceosome.